Messenger RNA from Tetrahymena thermophila SB210, 348 nucleotides. Its product is annotated as EF-hand protein. The transcript is spliced from 4 exons. Lineage: Eukaryota; Ciliophora; Oligohymenophorea; Hymenostomatida; Tetrahymenidae. Gene Ontology annotation, molecular function: calcium ion binding. The record is from RefSeq and is a predicted model, not a curated record.
AUGGGAUUUAACAACUCCAAAGUUCUUAGUCCUUACUUGGAAGAUAAAAUCAUGGGCGUCUUUAAAAAGAUUGACACUGACGGCUCAGGCACCAUUGAUAAAGAUGAAACAAUAAAAUUCUGGAAAUCCAAUUUUGCUAAAGUUAAUACCGAAGAAUUAUUCAAGGCAGUCGACCUCGAUAACAACGGUACCAUCUCACAAGAUGAGUGGCUUGAGUUCUGGUAAGAAGUGAAGAGAGUUGGACAUUCUGAAUAAGAAAUCGAAGACGAACUUGAGAAUUUAUUGGAAGGUUUCUCAUGGGUUAGUUUCAAUAAUGUAGAAGAUGCUUCUAGACGUUGCCACAAAUGA